Messenger RNA from Leptopilina heterotoma, 1988 nucleotides. It is a transcript of the gene tsl, whose product is annotated as torso-like protein. The record is from RefSeq and is a predicted model, not a curated record. Bases 520 to 1545 code for a protein of 341 amino acids. NCBI's taxonomy places the organism in Eukaryota, Metazoa, Arthropoda, Insecta, Hymenoptera, Figitidae. The transcript has 4 exons.
AUUCGUUGUUGGUUUGUUGCAUGUAUUAAACAAGCGACAUUCACGAGUGGCCUCACGGCUAUCCGAUUCAGAUUUGCCUGUGCAGUCGCAGCCGGUCUCUUCGGUACAUAACGACGACGACGACGAGGACGACGACGACGACGCACUCUCAACAGUGAGCGUCGCGACGCCAAUCGAAAUUUUUGUAGAGUCGCGCGUGUUUCGAAAAAUUGCGCGCGAAUUUAUUUCAAAUUGGUGCGCGAGUGUUUUUCAUUUUUUUUUGUGAUAAUUUUUGUGUGCUCUUAAAUCAAUAAUUAAUACAUUAUCAUCAAGCAUGAUUAGUGGAAUUUUUUGUUUAAAAAUUAAAUCAAAAAAAUAAAAUUUAUUUUUUAAAUUUUAAGUUCUCUAUGGUGGCAAAAGAAGGGACAAAACUCACCGGUAUUUGGUGUUCUGGUGUAUAAUUAUCAUGACGUAGAUCUAGUUCUUGAGCGCAGGUGUGCCGUUUUUAGGAGAGGAUUGUGAUCGAGGAUCAGUUGCGAAAUGUGGCAAAAUUUGCGACUCGCUCUGAUAAUUGCAGUCUUGAUAAUAACCAGACUUGAAAUCUCAAGGUCACAGAAGCCAAGAUUGGGUGGUGCCAUUAACAUUUUCAAUAGAUACGGCCAUCUAACGAUCAGUAUGAGGGUUGUGUCGCGAAAUGACACGGGGACGUGGAUUUUUCGUGAACCAACCGUUGACGUUUUUCAUAAUUUACUACCAGCGCCACCCAAACAAAGUAAAUCCACAACAGUAUUUCACGGCGAUUUUCACAUGGAAUUCUGUGACAAUGUCCGACAACUCCAACAGGCCUACUUUCGAGAUUUUACAAUUGAAAACAUCGAGAGACCAUGGAGGGCAUUUACGAGUAGUUGGACGCCAAAUGUAAUGGCCAAACAUCUUGGCAUUAAUUCCUCGUACAUAUACAGUGAUCAUUGUUUUGUCUUAGUGCGUGUGUCGCGCUUUAGAGAAAAUCAGGAAUUAAUGGGAAAUAUGGAAACAUUAGUUUUAAAUGAAGAUGUUGAAAAUGAAGCAAACACUAUUUCAAUUGGUGAUAAAGAUAGUGUUCUCUAUUUUGUUAGAAAUUUUGGAUCUCACUAUAUAAAAUCAUUCGUCACGGGGAAUUCCCUCUAUCAGGUUUUCGUCUACAGGCCAGAGGUGUAUCUGCAAAUAAAAGAGCGAUUAAAAACACGAGGCGUUGCCGAUCUUUCGAAUCUCGAGUUAAGUAACUAUUUCUCGCCAUGGUACGCCGAGCACAUGGGUCGAAUUCAAUCGGCAAGUGGAAAUCAUACAGUCGAAGAUUGGGCGAAAAAACAACUCGAGGUUCAAUAUUUUAUUUUCACUUAUUCGAGUCUUUUGAAACUCCACGGGGACAUUGAUCUUCUUCGUCAGCUCAAUAUUCUCCUCGGCAAUGAAGCGCUCCUUCAACUGCAACUUCGCGCCCUUCUGCCCCUCUUCAAGGACAUCAAACUCAAAGAAUGGUUCCUCGAAGUUAUGGACAAUUACUCGAAACUCUGGGAAGUGAACGAAUGAAAGAACCAAAGGUGCCUUAGAUAAAAUAUUACUGAAGAAAAUAUAAAAUAUUUAAAAAAAACGAAAAAAAAAAUGAAACAAACAAUGACGACGCUAAAAAUGCUUCGGAGAUAUUUACCUGACAACUCGUUAAUUUCCAAAAUGAGUUUCGAGACUGAGAAGCAGAAUGCGACGUUUAAUUUUAGAACAAACACGAGACAAACACCUGUUAUAAUUGUUGUUAUCAAAUAAGUAUUUAUUGUGUAAUCGAAUUUUAUACGAUUUUUUUUAAUUGUUCAUGUAAACAAGCAUUAAUUCCUAUUCGGGGCUCGAACUAGGGAAAGUAUUUUAUUUCAAAAUACGCAAAUUAUGGAACAAAAAUUUUUAAAUUUCGGACCCCAAUUACCCGAUAAAAAUAUAAACAUGGUCGCCACAGGUCAGGAAAGUCAGGGAAUUCAGGGAAA